AUGGGCGACCAGGAACGGAUAACGCCCCAGUCUAUGGGUCGCCCUUCCGACGAGGCUCUGAGAGACGAACCUUUGACCACUGCUGCGGCUGCCACCACAAACCACAAUGACGAGAAUGCUUCCGAGUCGCGGCCCGAAUCUCCUCCAGCUGAGACGCCGCCUAGUGACUCUGGGACAAAGCCAACCGUCCCCAUGCAAAAGCGACGACGGGUGACCCGCGCCUGUGACGAGUGUCGUCGCAAAAAGAUCAAGUGUGAUGGCAAACAGCCUUGUACGCAUUGCACCGUCUACAGCUACGAAUGUACAUAUGAUCAACCUUCCAACCGAAGACGGAAUCCUGCCCCACAGUAUAUCGAGGCGUUGGAGCAGAGGCUGCAGAAGGCCGAGUCAGUCCUUCGCUCGGUCCUACCGGGACUCGACCUCGACGAUCCUAAAUUUGACGCGCGAACCGUCGAACAGUUGAUCGAGGCAAGCCGUGCAAACGCCAGUGCCAGUGCCAGUGCCAGUGCCAGUGCCACGGGCGACCUUCCAAAACCCGAAGAUGAUGCUCAACUCCAAUCGAUGAUUGACCGAACCGGCUCGCUGGAUUUAGACGACCACGGCAAUUGGGAUUUCCAUGGCCAUUCAUCUGGUUAUGUCUUCAUGCGAAAGUUUCGCGCACAGUUUGGCGACCAGUUCCUGGCAGAGUACCGCCACCCCAGCAAAAACCGCACAAUUGCCCAAAUCCUCGAAUCCCCCAAAUCUGCAAACUCGUCACCGAUAGACCUCAGCCUCCCUCAUCACGUUGACCUGCCUCCUCGAGAGGUGGCCAUUGAGUUGUGUCGAAACACCCUCGACGACUGCUGCGCUCUCAUGCGCCCCAUCCACCGACCGACUUUCUUUAAGCGACUACACGCAGUGUACGAUACUGAUCCCGAACAAUAUAACAAUCGACAUGUCCAGUUCCUGCCUCAACUCUAUGUAGUCAUGGCCGUUGGCUGCCUCUUCUCUAAGACAGAGAACGAGAACACGAUGCUGGAUCUCAAAGGCUACAAGGAGGCAAUCGAACAAGGAUAUCAAUAUUUUAGUAGCGCCAAGCAGUUACUAGACAUCACGGAUUGCAGGGAUCUGGUGACCAUUCAAGCCAUCGUCUUCAUGAUCCUCUUUUUGCAAUCUUCGGCGAAAUUGCCGACUUGCUACGCAUAUAUUGGCAUUGCAUUGAGAGCAUGUUGCCGACUGGGCUUGCACCGCAAUCUGCCAAUUAAUAAUUUCAACCCGAUCGAGUCGGAGGAACGGAAGCGCAUAUUCUGGCUGGUACGGAAGCUAGACUGUUAUGUUGGAACUGCACUUGGCCUUCCUCAAAUGUUGAGUGACGACGACAUCGACCAAGACUUUCCUGCCGAGGUCAACGAUGAGUACAUUACCGAACAAGGCAUUCUGCCAAUGCCGGCUGGCACAUUUCCUCUCAUCCGAGCAACUAACGCUCACACGAGGCUGACGAUGCUUCUGAGAAAGGUGGUUCGGUAUAUCUACCCUCUGAAAUCUCCAGGUAGCUCCAAGGCCGAGCCCGUCUAUAGCAUCAGCCACAAAAAGAUCCGUGAGCUUGAAAGAGAUCUGCAGAACUGGAUGGAUCAACUGCCGACCGAGUUGAGGCCUUCGGACAAUGCAGGACGGGAGCUCUCCAGAGUCCAACAGCAUCUGCGAAUAGGCUACGCUCACGUCCAGAUGAUGGUCUAUCGACCGUUUAUACACUAUGUAUCUCAGGCAUGUCAAGCGAGGAACGUUGAUAAGAGGAGCUUCGCUUGUGCCGCCGCGUGCAUCAGUGUCGCAAGGAAUAUUGUGCACAUAACAAGCGAAAUGAAGAGGCGAGGCUUAUUGGUAGGAUCCUACUGGUUUGUCAUGUACACGACCUACUUCGCCAUCCUAUCGCUCGUGUUUUUCGUCAUCGAAAACCCCAACAACCCCACAAGCACUGAGAUCCUGAAAGAUGCAAAGGAAGGACGGGACACCCUAGCAAGUCUAGCGAAACGGAGCGCAGCUGCUGAUAGGUGUACUGUCAGCCUGACGGGCCUUUUCGAUGUUCUCCCGGAAAAGCUGAAGGAACGGCGGAGUUCCCUCAAUUUCGCUCCAGCAAGCACUCGCAAGCGCCCACCGCCAGGUACCGAAGGAGGCCCAGCACAGGAGAGACAAACUGGCCCAGACCUCGCAAAUACGAUGGGCUCUCGAGAACCCUCAGCGACGCCCAGCAGGGCACGGACAUUACCUUCAGAUUAUCUGGCAAAACUGGCAAAGAGAAACUCUCUACCAGAUCCGGUCAUGUCGAACUUCUCGGAGCAAGUACAAAGUGCUCAAAUGAUGGGAUUCCAAAGCCCGUCAACGUCGUCUCCCAUGUCGCCGAACUAUCAAUAUACGCCGCAACUGGGCAAUGCCCAAAUACCGGAUUUGAAGAAUGUCAUGUUCCCCAGCGACAAUCCCUUCGCGUAUCCUAGUCAACCCAUGAGUGCCAUCGAAUCAGUCGAUGGGCACUACUCGUUCUCCGAGCCCAGCAUGACCCCCAACGACCCGAAUAUUUUUGGAACGCCGAGCAGCAGCCAUCAGAUGCCCAUACCUACACCUCAUUUCGCGGGUUAUGAUUACCCUUUUCAGCACACGUUGAAUGAAACCCCUAGCUUAGCACAGCACUUUGGCAGCCAGACCAGCCGAGACUUUAAUGCGCCUUUUACCGAUAUUCUUAUGCAGAACGCGCUGGGGACGGACAUGAGUCACCUGGGAGGAGUCCCGAAUACGACCGAAUCGAUGAACAUGGGGGGCGGCGAUGUGAACGCCUCGACGAAUCCAGACGAAUACUGGAAACAUCUCAAUGGUGGACAGAUAGGACUGGGAACCGGGCUGCCACACGGGGUGCAACAGACCAGCAUGGAUUAUUUUAGCACUGAGAGCUGGACCCCAACUUGGGCCGAGCAUCAUCAUCAUUACGGCAACACCCCCCAGCAGUGA
This is a messenger RNA of Cladophialophora psammophila CBS 110553, 2976 nucleotides long. RefSeq lists its product as uncharacterized. NCBI's taxonomy places the organism in Eukaryota, Fungi, Ascomycota, Eurotiomycetes, Chaetothyriales, Herpotrichiellaceae. The transcript is spliced from 6 exons. The record is from RefSeq and is a predicted model, not a curated record. The coding region runs from base 1 to 2976 and encodes 991 amino acids. Gene Ontology annotation, molecular function: DNA-binding transcription factor activity, RNA polymerase II-specific; zinc ion binding; sequence-specific DNA binding. Gene Ontology annotation, cellular component: nucleus. Gene Ontology annotation, biological process: DNA-templated transcription; positive regulation of transcription by RNA polymerase II.